Eremothecium sinecaudum is the source of this 1635-nucleotide messenger RNA. RefSeq names its product snoRNP complex protein NOP56 (gene NOP56). The transcript has a single exon. NCBI's taxonomy places the organism in Eukaryota, Fungi, Ascomycota, Saccharomycetes, Saccharomycetales, Saccharomycetaceae. The coding region runs from base 1 to 1635 and encodes 544 amino acids. Gene Ontology annotation, molecular function: snoRNA binding. The record is from RefSeq and is a predicted model, not a curated record. Gene Ontology annotation, cellular component: small-subunit processome; box C/D methylation guide snoRNP complex.
AUGGCUCCUAUCGAAUAUCUGCUAUUCGAAGAACCAACUGGUUACGGUAUCUUCAAAGUUAAGUUACAGAAAGAUGACGUUGGUUCAAACUUGAAGGAAGUUCAGAAGCAAAUUAAUGACUUUGGUUCUUUCACCAAGUUGGUUGAACAAGUUUCUUUUGCUCCAUUCAAGGGUGCUGCACAAGCUCUAGAGAAUGCUAAUGAUAUUUCUGAGGGUUUGGUUUCUGAACACUUGAAGGCUGUCCUAGAUUUGAAUCUUCCAAAGGGAUCUUCCAAGAAGUCAGUUACUUUAGGUAUUUCCGACAAGAACUUGGGUCCUUCUAUUAAGGAACACUUUCCAUACGUUGACUGUAUUUCUAAUGAACUUGCCCAAGAUUUGUUGCGUGGUGUGAGAUUGCACGGUAGCAAGUUGUUGAAGGAUUUGCAACCUGGUGAUUUGGAAAGAGCUCAGUUGGGUUUGGGUCACGCUUACUCCCGUGCCAAGGUUAAGUUUUCUGUGCAGAAGAACGACAACCACAUUAUCCAAGCGAUUGCUUUGUUGGAUCAGUUGGACAAGGACAUUAAUACUUUUGCGAUGAGAGUCAAGGAAUGGUACGGAUGGCAUUUCCCAGAGUUGGCCAAGUUGGUCCCCGAUAACUACAAGUUUGCGAAGUUGGUGCUUCAAAUUAGAGACAAGUCCUCAUUGAACGAGGACUCUUUGCAUGAUUUGACUGCAAUUCUAGACGACGACUCUGGUAUUGCUGAAAGAGUUAUUAGCAACGCUGUUAUUUCUAUGGGUCAAGACCUAUCUGAGAUUGACAUGGAAAACGUUUGUGUUUUUGCUGAGAGAGUUGUUGGGUUGGUUGACUACAGAAGACAGUUGUACGAAUACUUGUCUGAGAAGAUGCACACUGUUGCUCCUAACUUAUCAGAGUUGAUUGGUGAAGUCAUCGGUGCUCGUUUGAUCUCACACGCUGGUUCUCUAACCAACUUGUCCAAGCAAGCUGCUUCUACAGUGCAAAUUCUAGGUGCCGAAAAGGCCCUUUUCAGAGCUCUUAAGACCAAAGGUAACACUCCAAAGUACGGUUUAAUUUACCACAGUGGUUUCAUCUCCAAGGCUAGUGCUAAGAACAAGGGUAGAAUAUCAAGAUAUUUGGCUAACAAAUGUUCAAUGGCCUCCAGAAUCGACAACUACUCUGAUGAACCUACGAAUGCUUUCGGUCAAAUAUUGAAGAAGCAAGUUGAGCAAAGACUAGAGUUCUAUGCCACUGGUAGCCCCACCUUGAAGAAUGAAAUUGCCAUUCAAGAAGCUAUGAAAUUGUUUAACAAAGACAAGCCAGAACCUGUACAGACUUCUAAGAAGAGAAAAUUAGCAGAGGAUGAGGAAGAUGAAGAAGACAGCGACAGCGACAGCGAGAAGAAGGAGAAGAAGCAAAAGAAAGAGAAGAAAGAAAAGUCAGUAAAGAAGGAGAAGAAGGACAAGAAGGACAAGAAAGACAAGAAGGAGAAGGUCGAAAAGGUCGAGAAGGUUGAGAAGACUGAGAAGAAGGAGAAGAAGGAGAAGAAGGAGAAGAAAGACAAGAAAGACAAGAAGGAGAAGAAGGAUAAAGCGGAGAAGAAGGAAAAGAAGGUGAAGAAAGAUAAGAAGAAGGAUUAA